CGUUAUUCAUCUCAAGAUGGCGGCUUUGAAGCGAUACUUCCGGGUUGUGUUCUUCAUGAUUGUUGUUUUCUUCUUCAUUAUUUGUUUUCAGAUCCUCGCAAGAAUACAGAAUGAAGAGGAGAAGUGGGAUCUCUUAGAGGGCGGUCUCUGGUUCGAAAAAAGUGUGGACUACGGAGGAAGACUUCUUGUCGGUGAAGAUGAGCUGGAUGAACAUGACAGAGACAACAUCGCCGUGUCAGAGAUGGACAUCAAAGUUCCCAUCAUCCUCUGGUGGACACCGUUCACCGGGGAGCGAGGUAAAGUGAAGCAGUGCAAGCUGGGAAAGUGUUUCUUUACUGUGGACAGGCACUUCAAGGAUCACCCUAAAACACAGGUUUUUGUGUUCUAUGGAACAGACUUCAGCCCUAAGGACCUCCCUCUGCCCAGGAAGACACACCACGAGUGGGCACUGCUCCACGAGGAGUCGCCAAAAAACAACUUCCUUCUCAGUCACGAGCCAGUCCUGAACCUGUUCAACCACACCGCAACCUUCCGCAGACACUCCGACUAUCCUCUCACCACACAGUACCUCGAGAAACUCCAAGACUUCGCGGACAAGACAUAUUUCGUACCGACGAAGACAAAAAAUUCUCUCCCUUUGUCUCCUGUGGUUUACGUGCACGCUGACUGUGACCCACCCUCAGACAGAGACAGUUAUGUUAAGGAGCUCAUGCAGUACAUAGAUGUAGACGCUUACGGACACUGUCUGCAUAACAAAGACUUACCCAAGAGACUGCAGGACCCGCUAACACUGUUCGAUUCAGAUUACUACAAAAUCAUGGCUCAGUACAAGUUCACGCUUGCCUUUGAGAAUGCCGUUUGCGAGGAUUACAUCACUGAGAAACUGUGGCGUCCUCUGCAUCUGGGCUCAGUGCCUGUCUAUUUUGGAUCCCCCAGCAUUAAAGAGUGGCUGCCGACUAACAGGUCUGCAAUACACGUGAGCGACUUCUCAGGUCCAAAAGAGCUUGCAGAGUUUUUAACCAAACUCAACAAUGAUGACGUGGAGUAUGAAAAAUACUUGGAUCACAAAUUCGUCAACGUCACAAAUGAGAAACUUAUCAAGCACAUGAAGGCGAGAGAAUGGGGUGUAAAUGACUUCACACAGAUGAACUUCAUUGACGGGUUUGAAUGUUUUGUUUGUAACAGAAUUCACAGAGACAUGACAAAAAGGAGAAGAAAUUUCGUUGUCAGGCAUGUGGCUACCAAAGAACACUAUGGCUGCCCAAGGCCCAAAUUACUACCUGGUUUUAAAAACCAGGGAAAACUGAACUUUUGGCAACAAAUGUAUGACAAUGCAGGGUUCAGUGCCAAAGCUUUAAACCAUUAUGUUCUAUCAGGUAGAAAUAUGUCAUAUGAAGAAUAUUUAUCAUAUAUAGAUAAACUACGAAUAGAACAAGAAGGAAAGAGACCUGAAUGGAUUGUAGAAGAACGAUAAACACAAAUGUAUAUUACUAAAAGUUAGUCCUUUUUAAAAUCUUAUUUAUAAUUGGUUUUAGUUAUUUUUGGUGUGAAGACAAAGAAGCAAUGUUAUAUUCAAAACCAUGCUUUAUCUGGAUAGUCCACGCCUAUCCAGAAACGUGCCUAGGGCAAAUCUGCAUUCCUGGAUAUCUGGAGACUGUCCAGAACCGUGCCCUAACCCAUUUAGUCACACAACUACAUUAAAUUUGUAGAUUGUCAUGGUUCUGGAAUACAACAAGCAAAGAAUGAACCUGGUUACCGACCAUGUUGUGUGAGGUCUAUUUCCAUGGUGGUGUAGAGAACAUGUUAGAAGCAAGUCUGUCGGUGGACUAAACUUAAAAUGAUGGGAAAACGGGCUACAUGAGAUAAAUUGUGGUAAGAAAGCAUUGCAGUAAGAAUUUUUAUGUUUACCGAAGGAAAACAAAUUCUUUUUGCUCUGUUUCCUAUUCUUCUUCUCCAAACACUAACCUCUGACCUGACCA
Molecule: messenger RNA, 1979 nt
Organism: Branchiostoma belcheri (Belcher's lancelet)
Lineage: Eukaryota; Metazoa; Chordata; Leptocardii; Amphioxiformes; Branchiostomatidae
Product: alpha-(1,3)-fucosyltransferase 10-like
Exons: 4
Coding region: 17-1474 (485 amino acids)
Cellular component (GO): membrane
Molecular function (GO): alpha-(1->3)-fucosyltransferase activity
Source: RefSeq, a predicted model, not a curated record